Molecule: messenger RNA, 6440 nt
Organism: Gekko japonicus
Lineage: Eukaryota; Metazoa; Chordata; Lepidosauria; Squamata; Gekkonidae
Gene: AMOT
Product: angiomotin
Exons: 13
Coding region: 408-3137 (909 amino acids)
Biological process (GO): establishment of cell polarity involved in ameboidal cell migration; angiogenesis; hippo signaling
Cellular component (GO): cytoplasmic vesicle; lamellipodium; plasma membrane
Molecular function (GO): signaling receptor activity
Source: RefSeq, a predicted model, not a curated record
CGAGGCUCUCCCGCGGAAGCCGCCAGUGGGAGCGGCCGCCGGCGGAGUCUCUUUGGCCGUCCCCGGCCCUGUUUCCUGGCGGGCGGGCGGCUGGUGGCGCGGGAUCGCUGGCGCGAUGGUCCGGGCGCAGCAACCGGGAGUUUCCUGCGCGGCCCGGAGGCGGGGCCGGGAAGCCUCCUUUGUGUCCGGCCUCAGGAUUUUCUAGAGUGUACAGGAAUGAUGAAAUAAUCCAGAUUACAAGGGAUCUGGGAAGACAUCGGAGUUUUCGACAUAGCAAAAAGAUAGACAGGCGUCACCUUAUGUUUUGGAACGGCUCCUUCUGAGUGAGAGAACCCAAGUGAAGGAAAUAGGUCACUGGCAGCUUAGUGUCCCCUUCUGCAUUCCACCCGCAAGGUGUCACAGUUGAGAUGAGGACUUCAGAAGAGCAAACGGCCACGACAGUUUUACAGCGUUUGCUGCAGGAGCAGCUGCGAUAUGGGAACCCAAAUGACAGCCGCAACCUUCUUGCCUUGCACCAACAAGCCACGGGUAAUGCACCCCCUUUUGCCAGCAGCGGGAGCCCAGGGGUUCCAAAUGAAGGGCUGAGCCCCCAGGACCAUCAGGUUGGCACCCAUGUUGCUCGCCAGGAGCCUCAGGGCCAGGAGAUACAACUGGACAACAGCAUCAUGGAAAAGCAGCUCUCCACAAGACUCCAGAAUAGCGAAGAUCUCCCAACCUAUGAGGAAGCCAAAGUCCAGUCUCAGUAUUUUAGGGGCCAGCAGCAUGCCAGCGUUGGGGCAGCAUUUUAUGUGACAGGAGUCUCCAACCAGAAGACGAGGACUGAAGGGCGUCCCACCGUUCAGCGGGUAAGCCCAGGCAAAGUCCACCAGGAUGAAGGACUUAAGGACCUUAAGCAAGGACAUGUUCGCUCCCUGAGUGAGAGGCUGAUGCAGCUGUCACUGGCCACCAGCGGUGUGAAGGCCCACGCUCCUGUCACCAGUGCCCCACUGUCUCCGCUUUCCUCUCAGCAGACAAAUGACCUGUACAAGAGCUCAGGAGCCAGCGAGUUCUUUAAAGGUUCUGUACCCAGCCCUCCUCAGUCAAGCAUGAAAGGGAUGGAGUACAGAGGUCCCCCUCCAGAGUAUCCUUACAAAAAUAUGACUACCCCACCUAUGAGCUGUAAGCCACAGGACCCUGGGCAUUACUAUGGUGACCAUCGCAUGGCCCAGCAAGGCAGAUCUGAUGGGCCCAUGAUGAGGUACCAGCAUCCUCCUGAGUAUGGGUCAGUCAGGCAGAAUCCAGAUCUCCAGCUGCAUUUACAGCAGAGACCUCCUCACCAUCACAGCCCAACAUCUUCAUUAACAUCUUUGGGAUCUUUGACGUUGCUGCAGUCGCUGCCACCAUCCAGGCUGUCUCCUUCUCAGCAUCAGCCUCCACUUACUCCCAGCCAAGGAGAUCCAUUCUCUCUGCCACGGACCCAGCAGCUGUUUCUGUCCAACCAGGUCCAUCAGGGAGAUCUUUACCGACUGUGUCAACCUGUUAUUGGACAACAGCAACAUCCACAAGGGGAUUCAUAUUCAGCACUGCCAAGGCCUCAGCCAGCACCUUCUCCUUACCAGCAGUUGACAGUGGAUCCUUUUGCCAUUGUCUCCCGGGCUCAGCAAAUGGUGGAGAUCCUAUCGGAGGAAAAUAGGUCUCUACGGCAAGAGCUAGAUGGGUGUUAUGAAAAAGUAGCAAGGCUUCAAAAGUUGGAAACAGAAAUUCAGCAAGUUUCAGAGGCCUAUAAAAAUCUGGAAAAGUCUUCCUCAAAGAGGGAAGCCUUGGAAAAGGCCAUGAGAAACAAGCUGGAAGGGGAAAUCCGCAGGCUUCAUGACUUCAACAGGGACCUCAGAGAACGCAUGGAGACAGCUAACAAGCAGCUGGCAGAAAAAGAGUUUGAGGGUUCUGAGGAUAACAGGAAAACGAUCUCCCAGCUCUUUGCACAAAACAAAGAAACCCAGAGGGAGAAAGAGAAGUUGGAGGUUGAACUGGCAGCUGCUCGCUCCACGAAUGAGGAUCAACGGAGGCACAUUGAGAUUCGGGACCAGGCCUUGAACAAUGCUCAGGCCAAGGUGGUGAAACUGGAGGAAGAGGUAAAGAAGAAGCAUGUUUAUGUGGACAAGGUGGAGAAGAUGCAACAGGCGUUGGCUCAGCUGCAGGCCGCCUGCGAAAAACGAGAACAGCUGGAGCACCGGCUUAGAACUAGGCUGGAGAGGGAGCUGGAAUCCCUCCGGAUGCAACAGCGACAGGGUACGUCUCAGCCCGCCAGUGUCUCCGAGUGCAAUGCCACCUCCCUUAUGGAGCUCCUGCGUGAAAAGGAGGAGAGGAUCCUCGCUCUGGAAGCUGACAUGACCAAGUGGGAGCAGAAGUACCUAGAAGAAAGUGUGAUGCGUCAAUUUGCAUUGGAUGCAGCUGCUACUGUUGCUGCACAGAGGGAUACCACAGUCAUCAGCCACUCCCCUAAUGCCAGUUACGACACUUCCCUGGAAGCUCGUAUUCAGAAGGAAGAAGAGGAGAUUCUGAUGGCAAACAGGAGGUGCCUUGACAUGGAAGGCAGGAUCAAGACUCUCCAUGCUCAGAUCAUUGAGAAGGACGCCAUGAUCAAAGUCCUCCAGCAGCGGUCCCGGAAGGAGGCCAGCAAGACCGAUCAGCUGUCUUCCAUGAGACCAGCCAAGUCCCUCAUGUCGAUCUCCAACACUGGGUCCGGCCUGCUUUCCCACUCCUCCACCCUGAGCAGCACCCCCAUUCUGGAAGAAAAGAGGGAGGACAAGAGCUGGAAAGGCAGCUUAGGUGUUCUGCUGGGAACAGAAUGCCGCUCAGAAUCCAUCCCGUCAACCCCCUCACCUGUUCUGCCUUCUACUCCGCUACUCUCUGCACAUUCAAAAACCGGCAGCCGAGACUGUAGCACUCAGACAGAUCGUGGCAGCGAGCAGAACAAGAUCCCCGUCUCUGCAGCAACACCCCCGGUGCAGGGGAGGCUCCCUGCUAUGAAUCUGUCCUACACUGCAGAGAAAGCAGAUGGCUCAGUUUUCCAUUCCAGCACUCUGGAAAGAAAAAACCCCAUUCAAAGCUUGGGGCAGGACCUCAACGAUGCAGAAAUGGUGGAGUAUCUUAUCUGAAGUAAUGCAAAGCUGGAGUAAAACAGCAAGCACCAUCCCCCUCCUGGACCUCUUCUUUUUUAAUUAGCAAAUUGUAGUACCUGAUUCAUAAAGGAAUGUACAGUUGUAUGCUGCGGUAUAUAUACAUUCUCAAAAGGAUGGACAGGUUAACUUAUAAUUUGUUCCAAAACAGUAAAGUAGACUUGGUCUCUUUGAGAAGAUGAUUUUCUACAAACACCUUUUAAAACAAAAUACUGGAUCUGGUAGCAUCUGGAUAAAAUCAAGGUCUUAAAUGCACUAAUUUUUUUAAUGUCAGUAUUUUUUAAUAAAAACGUUUAUUUUUUAAGAAAAGAAAAAUCACUGUUAGGCAUUGAAGUCUAAAUGCCUUUGCAAAGCCUGUCAUCUCCAGGUUUUUCAGUGGCCACACAAUAUCACGGUGCUGUCAUUUUUUGUUGUCAUUUAAGUGUCCUGAAUAUUCAGAUAUUUCUGAGAAACAUUAUAUGAACCUCCAAGAGUUGUAAGGAAACUCUCCUCUCCUUGGGAGAGUGUGUUUGUUUUCACUAAACAUUCCAGGAUGGAGCAAAUGUUAUGUUUUUGCAGUGUGCCUGCGCUUCCGUAGUUUCUUCCUCUCAGCGUUCUGUCCUCCUCUUAGACACCCUGAGAUUAAAAGAGUUUCCGUUUUCAUGCAUGCCAAGGGGUUUUUUUUCCCCUUCGGGGUUUUACCACACAAGCAGUGUCAACUUGUUCCACUUGUCAUUCUGUUCCCUGUGAUUCAGCUGCCUUGACUGAAAUCUAUCCUGCAUUCUUUUAGUCGCUGUGUAUCAAACCGCAGCGGGGCCUGGGCAUUUUUCUGGAGCUGAGCUUUGAGUCUUCACGUGACCAAAGUGAAGAUUUUUCUAUGUUGUAUUUUCCAGACUUCCAAAAUGCCUUGUUAGACUGUCACCACCUCAUUCCAGGACAGCAGCUUUUCUUCUGAUACUUGUAUAUUAAUAGAUAAGAAUUUAGUGCCUUACUCAAGGUAAUAGUGAUACUGGAGUCAGUGUUUUGAGAAAUAAAGGAACCCUCCAUGUUGCCAAUAUUACAUUUUCCUGAAAUGCUCUUUUUUUCUGCACAAAUUAAAUAGAAAACUAUUGUUUACUGUGGAAAUAUCACACCUGCUUAGUAACUUCCAUUUUUAUGUCUCUGGGAGCCUGCAUAAAUCUUGCAGCAUUGGGCAAAUGAUUUCUCUUCAGUUCACGGUGUUGAAAUUAACUGUUCAAAUGGCUCCCCAGCUUCUCUCCGGUUAGUUGGUUCCAGGGUUCUCCCUCUGCUGAAGGGCAGGGGGGGGUUCUUGAGAAGCUUUGUUUCACUUGGCACUUGUCUCCCACUUGCUGUGCUACUUGUGGGCAUUGAGGGAAAGCCCCGGCCUGUGCCGGUCAGUUAGGGUCUGUUAGCUAAGUGCUGUUUUUCUCAAGUGAAUCUGGAGGACUUAAGAUAGCCACAUAUCUUAGGGUCACACACAACUUUCAGUCUAUUUGUCUAGAAAGAAAUGCAGGUACUUGUCAAACUGCACACUUCCUCCCCUUUCAUAAAGCUGCUUCAUACUGGAAAUGAGACAAAUAUAAAAUUGUGAUGACUUUCAUGCUUGAACCAAACUUUAGAUUAAGGGUUUAACAUAACAUGAACGUGUAAUAAAAGCAAAGUUGUAGGCGGUCUUGGGGAAACGCUGUAGUUCUUUCCGACAAGCAGAUGGAUGGAUUCUUGGCUGAUUUCCCUCUUAAACACUCCAGUGUCUUUGCUGCAAUUCCAUUUCAUUAGGAACGGCCCUGAGGCUGAAGUCGCUGAUCAGCCAGGGGAAAGUUGCAGUGUUCUAAACACAUUGAAUGUCUUUGCUUGGUGCCUCUAUAUAUUUCUUCCUUGUACCUGUAUAGGAACUUGUGUUUUUAUGUCUAGAAUGUAAGCCUUAUAAUUGUAACUGUACUGUAUUUAUGAAUACAUUUCUGUCUGCAAAGAUGUUAAUUCCUAGGAUGGUAUUAGUUCUGUAUCUUUCAGUAACUGCUUAAGCAUUCUGAAGAAACUGCUGAAGCACAAUUUUUUUCUUCCCCUUCUGUGUCCAGUGCUAACUCCAAGGCCCCUAACUGGGCAUUUUCUGGUGGGUUUUUUUGCACAGGGCUCCUCUGCCUUUAGUAGUAGCACAACGACAUUAUUUUCUUGUUCCUGCAUCCUGAGACCAAAGAAUGAUCAGCUGCUUUAUUUUCUGGGGUUCAAAGAAAAAUGGUGGCCACUCGGACCCCUGCCUUAACCACUGGGAUAGGGAAUGGCCAGCAGGAUGCCUCUCCUGCCAUGCGUUGAUUUCGUAUGAACCAACCAUAACCAGCUUUCGGGAGGGUGCAGGAUUCUCAUCUCUGCAGCACUCUUUCAGCCUUGGGGGUCUUCUUAAGAGUUCACUUUGUUUUCUCCGUGGGCCAAAUGUUGCCCCCCGAGAUUUCGAGGUUAUGGCCAGAGGGAACCCUCCACUUUCUUGGAGCUCUACUGGUGCCGAAUGGCAUGCCGCUCUCACUUCUCCCCUCCUGUUCCUGUCAUCUACCCAUCCCUGCCAUCGGGUGGAGCAAGUUGGGUUUGCCAUUUGUCCCACAGCAGGGGAAAGCCAGAACUGAGGUGGGGCAAGCAGGACUGGAGCAGGAGCACUGUCUUCUGAUGAUUGCCUGACUGCCCUGCAGAUCCAGUAUUUAUGAAGGCAGCUCCCUUCUUGUUUCCCAGACCUUCAGUGCAGCUCUAGGGAAGCCGCAGAUUCUGCAGCUCUGUGGUUCCUGCACUGUGCCGCUCCUCAGCUGUCUGCGUACUACCGCUGAUUGAAGCAUCCUUCAGAAGGUGGAGAUUCUAGGCCCAGUGCUACUCUCCAUCCUGACAUUAAAGUCAUCUGGGUGGCUCUUGGAGAGCUAUUAACACACAGUUGGUAAGUGGCAGCUGGGUGGGCCACAAGGUGAGUUAACCAGGCCUGAAGUUAUUAAAGAGGAGCCCUCUUGUCCACCAGGACACACCCAGGGUCUUUGGCAAACUCCUUCCUUCCUUGUUUCUGGCAGGGACCAGAAAACUGAAAUGUGCCUCAAGAUAGCCAGUUGGGGAUCCAGAUCUGUUAUCAGCAGACUGGAACUAUUAUGACUUCGGCUUUGGUGAAUGAAAGACCAUCUCAUAGAUGACAUGUUCAGUUUCUUCAUAAAUAUGAAACAAUAACUCUAGAAUCAAGUAACGUUCCAUAAAUUGUGUCCAGUAAGGUAGAGCUACAGGAGGAAGGGACCAAUGUAUGCUGCUUAUCUUUUAAAGUCCAAAAUACAAAAGACUAGU